UAUUCUGAUUUCUAAAACCGCUCCCAUGUUUGUCAGAAUGAUUAGAAACAAUUCACACAUACUUAUUGUGCCAGAUUGCGAUGUAAAAGUAGGGCUGACGGCAUUUUCAACGCAAACACGCGGGCGAAUAAAUAGUGUUUGUAGCGCUUUUUCUGCUGAUUAGGUUUCAAUAUCAGAAAGCAUUCACAUCGUCAAUAACCAUGGUGAAAUAUAGAACGGUGUGCCUGUGCCUAAUGCUCGUGCUGGGUGCAUCAAAUGGGCAAGGCAUUUAUCCGGACUAUCUGGAUACAAAUCUUUUUGACCCGCAAAGCUCUUCUGAGGAAAUGAUAUCGCCGGAUAAUGACGUGCCAAGUUCAUUAUGGUACAGUACUUCAUACAGUUUACCACUCUCGCCACAAUUUAUAGAUAGAAACUUGACUGGAAGCUGUACUAAUACUUCCACAAUCGUGUGUACCGGAUGUCGACGCGUGCGCGUCUGCAUUCCAGGGAUCAGUGACCAGUCAUUGUUGCCGGAAAACAAUUGUCCCUCGGGCACGUACUGUAAUUCGAUCGAUGCUGGUACCAGAGGAGCAUGCCUGGCUACUGUAGAUCCCUUGUUUCCAGAGUGCAGAUAUACUACAGGAAUCGGCGAGGGUAAUGGAGCAAAUAGUGGCAACAAAGUUGGUUUACUUUGCACGGGAUUGGGAGUAUUUCCCGAUCCCCAGGAUUGCAUGAAAUUCCACUACUGUACAUCUGUUGGAAGCUACGCCCGGUUAUUCAAAUGUCCGUCGGGUUACGUAUAUAACUCGAAAAAGAAAACCUGCAGCAGAAACACUCGAUGUCAAACGGUACGAUGUCGUCCAAAUGGAAGAUCUAUAUUCAUACCGUUUCCACAGGAUCCUACAUACUAUGCGUAUUGCAAUUACAACCGUCGCCGAAAUCGACCAGUGUUGAGGAACGUGGUGGUGUACAAAUGUACCGAAGGCUCGGAAUUUAAUUCAUUGUCUAAGAGCUGCGUAUUUAAGUGCUCGAGGGAAGGUUUUUUGCCAAAACCCGGCGAUCCCACGAAAUUUUACUGGUGUCGAAGAGUUAGUGGCAAUUUGUUUGGGUAUGAGCAAGUGUGUCCAGGUUUGGGAUCUUUAUUUAGUGCCAAGCUUGGAAUUUGUUUACCACCACUUGUCACCACCACUACGGAGAUGUCGCAAAUGAUGAGUGAAAGUAGUUCCACUACUGAAUUAAUCGAUCAGCAAACAGAGAGUUCAAAUUUACCAACCGGGUCAGACGAACCAGUGCAGCUUCCUCCUUGGCCUCAAUGGUCCUCAUUUCCCGUAUCGUUGUAAUAUGUAAUGCUACCAUUGCGACAUUGACAGUAUAUAAAUGAAAUGAUGGAGGAUUCUGUCGUCUCAUCUAAUACCAAUUAUCUAGUCUGGACAGUUCCUCCGUUAGCAAGGAUUGACUAUCUGGAUGCUUAGUAAAAUAAGUCUAAUGAUCAAUGUAUAAGUCUAGUAUUUGCGCGCUAAAACCAUCAAGAAUUAAAAAAAUAGAUUUAGUAGUGCUGCUCAUUUAAAUACUGUGAAAUAUUAUCAGUUUUUAUAUUCAUCACCAGAUUCAUUUGUUAUAUCUAUUAUCAUGGGUCAAGUGUACAAUACAGUAAAAAAAAUCUGAAUUCAA
This is a messenger RNA of Anopheles arabiensis, 1650 nucleotides long. RefSeq lists its product as uncharacterized. The transcript is spliced from 2 exons. Gene Ontology annotation, molecular function: chitin binding. The coding region runs from base 201 to 1319 and encodes 372 amino acids. The record is from RefSeq and is a predicted model, not a curated record. Lineage: Eukaryota; Metazoa; Arthropoda; Insecta; Diptera; Culicidae. Gene Ontology annotation, cellular component: extracellular region.